Molecule: messenger RNA, 2715 nt
Organism: Mucor velutinosus
Lineage: Eukaryota; Fungi; Mucoromycota; Mucoromycetes; Mucorales; Mucoraceae
Exons: 5
Coding region: 1-2715 (904 amino acids)
Biological process (GO): proteolysis
Molecular function (GO): metalloexopeptidase activity
Source: RefSeq, a predicted model, not a curated record
AUGGCAGGUCUAAAACCCAAACAAAGACCUGGCGAAGGGGCACAAGAAAGAACGUCUUCCAAGAUACUUGGCUCUUGGUUUGCAGUGAUUCUGAGUUCACUGUGCGGUAUUGCACUUGCAUUCCAUUUCCAUUACAAGGUACCAUUACCCGCUAAUCAUCAUGGUUUCAAUACGGAUGGUGUUUCCGAUUUCUCUGAACAUAAUGCAAUGAAUAUCAUCUCUCAUCUCAGUGAUACCAUUGGCUAUAGAAUUGUGGGUACAUUGGAAGAGAAACAAUCCUAUGAUUAUAUUGAGCAUGCCAUUACACAAUACAAAAAGGAGUCUCAGGGCAUCAUUGGAUCUCCCAAGUUUGAUAUUUGGGUACAGCAGGGCACCAGUUCGCAUCGUUUUGAUAUCAUGGAUAAGAUGGUUUUAAAGGCAUACACCAAUGUGACAAACAUCAUUGUUCGUUUGUCUUGCCCAAUUGACCCUCAUGAUCCCAGCAACAGGGCUUGUGAAGAUAACGCUGUGCUUCUAAAUGCCCAUUUUGAUACUACAUUGGGUUCUCCCGGUGCAACAGAUGAUGGCUCAGGUGUCGCUGUGAUGAUGGAUAUCAUUCGUGUAUUGAGUAGACGUAACUGGGAAGGAUAUAAGAACUCAAUCGUAUUUUUGUUCAAUGGCGCUGAAGAGUCAUUGCAAGAUGCUUCUCAUGCUUUUAUUACUAUGCACGAUAUCAAGGACUCCAUCCGCUCUGUAGUCAACAUUGAUGCUUGUGGCACUUCAGGCCGUGAAAUCCUGUUCCAAGCCAACUCUCGUGAAAUGGUAGAAGCCUACAAACAAGCACCUUAUCCUCACGGCACGGUGAUGGCCAACGAUGUGUUCCGCACAGGCCUUAUUCUAUCCGACACUGAUUUCAGACAAUUUGUGCAGUACGGCAACCUCACUGGCAUUGAUAUGGCCAUUUACAAAAACUCGUACCUGUAUCACACCCAUUUGGAUAUUGCGGAGCAGUUGCAGCCUGGUGCUAUUCAACAUUUGGGCGCUAAUACCUUGGCGAUUGUCAAUUAUCUGGCUCAGAAUGCAACACUGACUGGUAUCCAGCCUUCCAGUGAAGUGGUGUUUUUCGAUGUGCAAGGCUUGUUCUUUGUCGUGUAUUCAUGGGCAACUGCUUAUAGGAUCCAAAUGGCUACUGUUGUCUUGGCUGCUGCUUAUUUCGCUUUCAUUGUGACCAAGACGCAUCGCUCUUCUCCUUAUCGAUCUGUCAGCAACAUUUGUAUCUCGUAUGCCAAGUCCACUGUGUCAGUGUUUUUGAGUAUGGUCAGCUCCAUGGUGUUGCCCAUCUCUGUCGCCUUGUUGAUCAUUUCACCCGUAUUCAACCGUCAUAUGGCUUGGUUCAAGAAUGAGUGGUAUGGUGCGUUGAUCUUUAGUCCUAUGGGUCUUGUGGGCUCCUACGGUGUCCAAUAUCUGUUUACCUUGCUGCCUGGACCUGAGCACUUUGACAUGGAGUAUGGUACCUUCAACUCAUUGAUGCUCUGCUUUGCUGUAGGUACCGCUGUUACCACACAGACCGGUGUCGCUAGCUCGUAUGUCUUUUGGCUAUUCUGCUCCAUCUUGUUUGUCGUCUGCAUCUUGAACGAAUUCGUGUUGCGUCCUGCUGCCUCCAAGAUCUACUUGCCUCAAGUCGGUACCUUGGCCUACAUUGUCAGUGGAUUUGUGCUAAGCUUGUUGUACGCUGACUAUGCUUAUGCCUUGGUGGAUAUAUUUGUGCCUUUGACAGGCCGCAUGGGUGUGGAUACCCCUGUGGAUUUGAUUGUUGCCGUGAUUUAUGGUAUGAUCGUUUACAUGGUGUCUUUGCCUAGUGUGGCACACAUUCAUCGCUUUGGAAACAAGGUCAUGAAGAAGGUCAUUGUGCUAUUGUUGUUGGGUCAAACAGCAGUGUUAGCAGCUGUUUACAUAAGUGGAGGUCAAUAUGGAGGCUGGGCUUUCCCUUAUGAUGAGCUUCAUCCCAAGCGUUUGUUUAUUCAACAGCUCAAGAAUCUGACAUCGGGGGAAAUCACAGUGGGUGUUGCUCAAGCAGACCAUGGACCUUAUAUCCAGACUGUCAUUGAUUCAUUAGAGCACGAGUUGCAAGUAACUCCCGAGGUGCGUGCAGGUGCCAGCAACAUGAAUGACUGGGACUCCAUCUAUCCUUUCAGUGCCUUUUUAGGUGGCUAUCGUUUCAAUGUCGAGCCCUACAUUCGCCAACAUGCUACACAAGAGCUGUCUUCUGCAUCUCUGUUUGAUUCGCUGAACGGCCCCUUCCCUGAAGUCAAGAUCUACAACGAUUCCUAUGACGCUGAUACCGGCGUCCGUUCAUUCUCUCUGUUGUGCCUAUCACCCACUUACACAUGGACAGUCAUUGCAUUUGACGGUCUUGUGGUCGACUGGAGCAUCCAAGACGAGGAACCUCUCAAGAUACCCUCUCAUUAUGUUGUGCGUCAUGUCAGUGGUUUUGGCAACGAUGGUUGGACGUUGGAUCUGUCUAUCAGAGUACCUGAGGCGGAUCGUGAACAAGCUGCCCGUGGUGAAUGGAAGAUGCAAUUUGAGUUUACUGCUUUAGAAAAGGAGGGAUUUGCUGCUAGAGGAGAAGAGAGAUCCAUUGGUGGUGUAGGUAUCAUGGGCGUUGUGCAAAAAUCACUGCCCAUCUGGACCACUACGACGUGGUUGAGUUCUGUAGUCAAGAUUUGGGAAUUGUAA